CAAUAUUGACCCAUCUCUUUCUUCAUAGGGCCAGCAUGUUAAACCCUAUCACUUAAGAGUGAUGACCACAGCACUCCAACACAUUGAAUCAAGAGCUCUCUACAUGAUAACAACACUGAAUAUUCCAGAUACUAUUGAGAAAGCAGACAGGCCAUUGAGUUGUGAAGAAAUUAAAACAAUCAUUGAUGAAGAGAUGGGUUAUGAUCCUUUAGACACGUCAUACUUGUGUCGUAUAUUACAUGCUGCAGCUCAUUUUGAGCUCCUCUCAGAAGAGACCAGUGAUGACAAGUACAGUCUAACCCCCAUCAGUGAGUACCUCACUGCUAACCAUCCUAAGAGUCUUAAGGGAUUCGUUAAAUUAUACUCAAGUACUUAAGAAUAAUUAAAUAUUAAUUAGUAAUAAGCUCUAUU
This is a messenger RNA of Amphimedon queenslandica, 411 nucleotides long. RefSeq lists its product as uncharacterized. Bases 62 to 376 code for a protein of 104 amino acids. The transcript has 2 exons. NCBI's taxonomy places the organism in Eukaryota, Metazoa, Porifera, Demospongiae, Haplosclerida, Niphatidae. The record is from RefSeq and is a predicted model, not a curated record. Gene Ontology annotation, molecular function: protein dimerization activity; methyltransferase activity.